CAAAGCUUUUCCAAGAGAGAAAAAGAGGAAGUCUGAUCGUUUCUGCCUGUGCUGGCUUUUCACUUGAAGGCUCCUCUCUGGAGCAUCUAGCCUUCUUCAGGAGUUAUUCGAAAGCUGAAACUUUCAGUGCUCGCGGGCCUGGGAGAAGAAGGAGGGAUUCCGAGGGUGGGAUUGGGAGGAGAGCAAGCGAGCGUGCGUGCGUGUCUCUCUGUGUGUGUGGCGGGGUGGGGGCGUCGGGGGGACCUUGGGGACUCCGCGAAGAGGGCGCACCAUGGCCGUGCCGGGCGAGGCCGCCCGAGUCGGGGCCAAGCCCGGCCACGCAGAGGCGAAGCCGGCCCCCGCGGCGGGCCCGGACUGCCACCGUCGCGCGGGCCCUUCAUCGCCCCGGGACCCAGGCUGCCGCGGCUGCUGGGGCGCCCUGGUGCUGCGGCCACUCCGGCGCUCGCAGAAACUUUCCUCGGCGCUGUGCGCGGGCUCCCUGUCCUUUCUGCUGGCGUUGCUGGUGAGGCUGGUCCGCGGGGAGGUCGGCUGUGACCUGGAGCGGAGUGAGGCGGCGGCGGCGGCGGCGGAGGAGGAGGAAGCGGCCCCGGGAGCAGAAGGGGGCGUCUUCCCGGGGCCUCGGGGAGGUGCUCCCGGGGGCGGCGCGCCGCUCGGCCCCUGGCUGCAGCCCUCGGCGCUGCUCUUCAGUCUCCUGUGUGCCUUCUUCUGGAUGGGCUUGUACCUCCAGCGCGCCGGGGUGCGCCUGCCUCUGGCCGUCGCGCUGCUGGCCGCCUGCUGCGGGGGGGAAGCGCUCGUCCAGAUUGGGCUGGGCGUCGGGGAGGAUCACUUACUCUCGCUCCCCGCCGCGGGGGUGGUGCUCAGCUGCUUGGCCGCCGCGACAUGGCUGGUACUGAGGCUGAGGCUGGGCGUCCUCAUGAUCGCCUUGACUAGCGCGGUCAGGACUGUCGCCCUCAUUUCCCUAGAGAGGUUCAAGGUCGCCUGGAGACCUUACCUGGCGUACUUGGCCGGGGUGCUGGGGAUCCUCCUGGCCAGGUACGUGGAGCAAAUCUUGCCAGAGUCCACGGGGGCGGCUCCGAGGGAGCAUUUCGGGUCCCAGCUGAUCGCUGGGACCAAGGAAGAGAUCCCGGUGUUUAAGAGGAGGAGGCGGUCCAGCUCCGUGGUGUCCGCCGAGAUGUCGGGCUGCAGCAGCAAGUCCCAUCGGAGGACCUCCCUGCCCUGCAUCCCGAGGGAACAGCUCAUGGGGCAUUCAGAGUGGGACCACAAACGAGGGCCAAGAGGAUCGCAGUCUCCAGGAACCAGUAUCACUGUGGAUAUUGCCGUGAUGGGCGAGGCUCACGGUCUCAUCACCGACCUCCUGGCAGACCCUUCUCUGCCCCCAAACGUGUGCACGUCCCUGAGGGCAGUGAGCAACCUUCUCAGCACACAGCUCACCAUCCAGGCCGUUCACAAGCCCAGAGUGAACCCCAUCGUUUCCUUCAGUGAAAACUAUACCUGCUCUGAUUCUGAAGAAAGCUCUGAAAAAGACAAGCUGGCUAUUCCCAAGCGCCUGAGGAGGAGUUUGCCGCCUGGGUUGCUGAGACGAGUUUCAUCAACUUGGACGACCACCACCUCAGCCACGGGUCUGCCCACUUUGGAGCCCGCCCCUGUCCGGAGGGACCGUAGCGCCAGCAUCAAACUGCAUGAAGCACCUUCAAACAGUGCUAUUAAUCCAGAUUCUUGGAAAAACUCAGUGAUGAUGACUCUUACCAAAAGCAGAUCCUUCACUUCAUCCUAUGCUGUUGCUGCCUCUAACCAUGUAAAGGCUAAAAAGCAAAAUCGACCAGGUUCCCUAGUGAAAAUUUCACCUCUUUCCUCACCCUCUUCCUCACCUCUCCAUGGGACCCCUGCCAGCAGCCCAGUCAGCAAAAUUUCUGCAGUGCAGUUUCCAGAAUCUGCCGAUGCAACUGCCAAACAAGGCCUAAGUUCUCACAGGGCCAUAACUUACACUCAGAGUGCCCCUGACCUUUCUCCUCAGAUCCUGACUCCACCUGUUAUAUGUAGCAGCUGUGGCAGACCAUAUUCCCAAGGGGCUCCUGCUGACGGGCCCCUGGAGAGAAGUGGGGCAGCCAUUCGGACACCAAGCAGAAGCGAUGACACCACUCAAGUUACCUCUGAUUAUGAAACCAAUAACAACAGUGAUAGCAGUGAUAUUGUACAGAACGAAGAUGAGACUGAAUGCCCCAGAGAGCCUUUGCGGAAGACAUCAGCUUGCAGCACCUAUACUCCCGAGGCCAUGAUAUUCCUGGACAAACCAAUUCUCGCUCCUGAACCUCUUGUCAUGGAUAACUUGGACUCAAUUAUGGAGCAGCUAAAUACUUGGAAUUUUCCAAUUUUUGAUUUGGUGGAGAAAAUAGGAAGAAAAUGUGGGCGUAUUCUUAGUCAGGUAUCAUACAGACUUUUUGAAGACAUGGGCCUCUUUGAAGCUUUUAAAAUUCCAGUUAGGGAAUUCAUGAAUUAUUUUCAUGCUUUGGAGAUUGGCUACAGGGAAAUUCCUUACCAUAACAGAAUCCAUGCCACCGAUGUCUUACAUGCUGUUUGGUAUCUUACGACACAACCUAUUCCCGGCCUCUCAACUGUGAUUAAUGAUCACGGAUCAGCAAGCGAUUCAGAUUCUGACAGUGGGUUUACACAUGGACAUAUGGGAUAUGUAUUCUCAAAAAUGUGUAAUGUGCCAGAUGAUAAAUAUGGAUGUUUGUCUGGAAAUAUCCCUGCCUUGGAGUUGAUGGCCUUGUAUGUGGCUGCAGCCAUGCAUGAUUUUGAUCACCCGGGAAGGACUAAUGCUUUCCUGGUUGCAACUAGUGCUCCUCAGGCGGUGCUCUAUAAUGAUCGUUCAGUUUUGGAGAAUCAUCAUGCAGCUGCUGCGUGGAAUCUUUUCAUGUCCCGGCCGGAAUAUAACUUCUUAGUUAACCUUGACCAUGUGGAAUUUAAGCAUUUCCGUUUCCUUGUCAUUGAAGCAAUCUUGGCCACCGACCUGAAGAAACACUUUGACUUCGUAGCCAAAUUUAAUGCCAAGGUGAAUGAUGAAGUUGGAAUAGAUUGGACCAAUGAAAAUGAUCGUCUGCUGGUUUGUCAAAUGUGUAUAAAGUUGGCUGAUAUCAAUGGGCCAGCUAAGUUUAAAGAGCUCCAUCUUCAGUGGACAGAGGGUAUUGUCAAUGAAUUUUAUGAACAGGGUGACGAAGAGGCCAGCCUCGGGUUACCAAUAAGCCCUUUCAUGGACCGUUCUGCUCCUCAGCUGGCCAACCUUCAGGAAUCCUUCAUCUCGCACAUUGUGGGUCCUCUCUGCAACUCCUAUGAUUCAGCAGGACUGAUGCCAGGGAAAUGGGUGGAAGACGGUGAUGAGUCAGGAGACACCGAUGACCCAGAAGAGGAGGAGGAGGAGGAGGAAGCACCAAACGAAGAGGAAACCUGUAAAAAUAGUGAAUCUCCAAGAAAGAAAACUUUCAAAAGGAGAAAAGUCUACUGCCAAAUAACUCAGCACCUUCUGCAGAACCACAAGAUGUGGAAGAAAGUCAUUGAGGAGGAACAGAGGUUGGCGGGCAUAGAGGAUCAGUCCCUGGACCAGUGCCCCCAGCAGCAUCCCUCAGAACAGAUCCAGGCCAUCAAGGAAGAAGAUGAAGAAAAGGGGAAGCCGAAAGGAGAGGAGACCCCAACCCCAAAGCCAAACCAGUGACAAUGGAUAAAUGAGCUACGUUUCCAAACAGAGUGACUUGUCACAGACUCUUUUCAAGCCAGCACAACACUUAGACACAACACUGUAGAAAUAUGAGAAGAUGGGCAAACGGCUAUGGCAUUUUGGGAUUCUUUGCAUUUUAUGUGUUUAUUUUUACAGUGAGGUACAUGGUUUAAAAAACUCUCACUCAGAGAAGCUUUCACAUUACAACACCAGCUUCUAAGGAUUUUUUUAAAGGAAGAAGUAUAUAUGUGU
Molecule: messenger RNA, 3964 nt
Organism: Kogia breviceps (pygmy sperm whale)
Lineage: Eukaryota; Metazoa; Chordata; Mammalia; Artiodactyla; Physeteridae
Gene: PDE3A
Product: phosphodiesterase 3A
Biological process (GO): oocyte maturation; positive regulation of oocyte development
Cellular component (GO): cytosol
Molecular function (GO): calmodulin-activated 3',5'-cyclic-GMP phosphodiesterase activity
Source: RefSeq, a predicted model, not a curated record